AUGUGUAAUUUGGGACCCCCAGCUCCCCUCCCCCAAGGUUCCUGGAAAACCAGCUCCGUGUUCAGGUCUCCGGGCCCCGGGCUGGCUUGGGGCACAUGGCGCAUCCCCUUCCUGAGCAUGGGGCCCAGGGAGACCACGGUGUCCGCCUCUCGCAGCGAGUCAGGGGUUAGUGCUCAUGUCCAGAAAAAUGAUGUACCUGCCUUUAUCCUUGCUCUGAGCUCGCCUUCUGUGUUCCCCGUUCAGAAUGUUUUGCCUCCUGCUUUGCUGCAGGGCAGCCCCUGGGGGUUUCAGGGUCUCCGCUUCUGUUCUUGGUAUGAAUGA
Rangifer tarandus platyrhynchus (Svalbard reindeer) is the source of this 321-nucleotide messenger RNA. The record is from the annotation of a GenBank genome assembly. Lineage: Eukaryota; Metazoa; Chordata; Mammalia; Artiodactyla; Cervidae.